CUUUAGAUUCACAUAUAUUAUUCAACGAGUUGUGUUAACAAUACAACGGCAUACAUUUGUGAAUAUUUUAGAAAAUAAUUUAAUUAGUUACACAAAAUGUUUAAAUUGUUGGUAAUUUGUAGUGUAGUAACAAUGUCUUACGGUAAACCAGGAGGUUUGCUGGACGGAGGAUAUGGUGGACAUGCAGGAUAUGGUGGAAUUGGAGGAUAUGGUGGACAUGGAGGAUACGGUGGACAAGGAGGAUAUGGUGGACACGGAGGAUAUGGAGGAUACGGCCAUUCUGGAUUAGCUCCAGCUACUAGUUACAGCUCCCGUGUUGACUACCCUUCACCACACGUUAAAACAUAUGUGGCACCUGCAGCGAGCUAUCACAGUGCUCCCUUGGUAUCUUCGCACGGACUUGGUCAUGGAUAUGACGAGGGUUUAGGAUACAGUAAUGGAUUAGGUCAUGGUUAUGGUGGAGACCAUAGUUAUGGUGGAUACAACAAUGGAUAUUCUUUAGGAGGAGACGGUCAUGGCUGGUAGUUAAUUUAAUUUUAUAAUAAAAUGGCUGUAUAUAUUAUUAGGCUACUAAAUUUAUUUAUGUGUUCAUUUGGAUAUUUUGUAAAACGUAAAAAAUAAAUAAAUUAUUUUUAA
Molecule: messenger RNA, 636 nt
Organism: Diabrotica virgifera virgifera (western corn rootworm)
Lineage: Eukaryota; Metazoa; Arthropoda; Insecta; Coleoptera; Chrysomelidae
Exons: 2
Coding region: 97-525 (142 amino acids)
Source: RefSeq, a predicted model, not a curated record